This is a messenger RNA of Mya arenaria, 1877 nucleotides long. RefSeq lists its product as uncharacterized. The record is from RefSeq and is a predicted model, not a curated record. The transcript has 3 exons. The coding region runs from base 102 to 533 and encodes 143 amino acids. NCBI's taxonomy places the organism in Eukaryota, Metazoa, Mollusca, Bivalvia, Myida, Myidae.
UGCUCCUGGAAACGGGUAAUCAAUAUCGUUUACAAGAUUGAGAAAUUCAUUUAAACAAACUGUAUUUUUCUUUAAGGUAGCAACGCAAAUAAAGUUUCGGAAUGGCUGGCACUGCCUACCACAUGGAAGCCUUGCGGAAGACAAGAGCUAUUGAAAGGAAGACUGAAGCAAUGAAACGAUUGAGGGAUAGUGUUGGACAGCAAACCUAUAACCCUUCAGGAAGUGGGGACACAGAUGGAGCACCAUUGGUUUUUUCUGAGCCAGGCCAUUAUGCGCAAAAUAGGAAUGAAUUGGAAAAAUUUCGUGUAAAUUCAGCGGGCUUUAACAACCGAUAUCGUCAAAGACAGAGCUUAAAUCCACACUGUGAUCUUGCCUAUGCUGUUGUUUAUCCUGGAAAAGUGAAUUCUGAUUAUACUCAAGAUGAAAAUAAAAACAACAGAAGAUAUAAUCUAAAUGUUGGUCGUUUUGAAAUGGCUAGUAAACAUGAUGGUGUCAAUAUAGACAAAAGUUUCAUUUCCGGUCAACUUGAUUAGGCGUUUGUUGCAUCUUUAUUGACUAUUAAGGUAUCCGAAGUACUAAUGUUUAUGUCUUUUUAUCGAGCCAUUGGUGAUAAUGUUAAAGUGUUGAUGCUAGUGACUGCAUAUAAUUUUGGUACCAUUUGAUUCGGAAUAGCCUGCUGAUUACUGAUAUAUAAAAUAAUCACCCCAAAUAAGAGACCAUGGAGAAGUGAUUGCACUUUCUGUUUUUGUUAUUUAUAUUAACAGAAAUUGGACCUGAAAUGCCAUAUAUCAACGCCAAGAUAAUGUUUUUUCAUAAUUUUAGUGUAUGUUUAACAAAUUCCUUCUCACACACAUAACAACCUUUCAAAUGAUACCGGAGUUAUUAUGGGGUCACCAGGCAUCUAAAAUUCACACAGUCGUGCAUGGGAUACCUUAAAAGUCUGUUCACCUUUAAUACACAUACUAUAACCUCCUAAUUACGUGUUGGAGCACAACAUUAAAAUGCACACUUUCUUGUAUGCUUGAUCAACAGAUUAAGUUGCCCUGAUGCAUGAUCAGUCAUUCUUAUAUUAAGUUGAAAUGCAUUUUGUGAUGUCCUUAAAUGCUUGUUAUAGUUCCUUACCUUGUGGUAGGGACGCAAUUAUUUAUGCUAUACAUGUAGCAUUAAAUGCAUUUUCUACCAAUAACAAAGUAUUAUAAUUAUCAUGCUUAUUAACACUUUGCAUGGCAAUGUCUGCUUGCAGGGAAUGUUCUUUAAACCCUCCACAGAAAACUAAGAAAUUUGUUCGGCGCCCUAAAGAAGAUAUCAUCCGAAAAAAGACCCCUGAGUCACUGAAAAAAAUUCAGCGAGAUCAAAUAUAUGACAUUCUUCACCCAAGCAAGUGAAUCACCUUCUGUUUCAAAAGCAUAGUGUUUUAUUGUUGACACUCACCAGUCAGUAUUAUUGUUACACCAUUUUACUUAAUUUCUACUUUGUCAUACAUAUAUAUUGCUUUGCUGUGCAUGUUAUCCCAAGUUUGGUGCUUUUUUUGCCAAAUUUAUGAGUGCAAUUCAUGACUUCCCUUGUACAUAUUGUUUGCCUAACUGAUGCACUUGCUCAUGUUUUCUUUGGCUGCAUCAUUCACUUCUGCAUGUUAAAAAGUACAUGAUUUUCCCCUUGUUGGUGCUGGGAGAUAAAACUUUGUUAUUGGUGUUGUAGGUGGACCAUUUCUUGUAAAAUAUUCUUUUUGCUCUUUCAGUAACAUUGACAGAAUACGGCAUAGGCGGUGUCGGGCCUUAAAUGAAGGGGAAGAUAAUGUUAAUCCAUUAAUGAAUCCGCCAGAACGUAGCUUUAUAGUUCCUUUAAAUGAGCUGCCUCCUCGAAAACCACACUUCAAA